This is a messenger RNA of Chondrus crispus (carragheen), 900 nucleotides long. RefSeq lists its product as hypothetical. The transcript has a single exon. Gene Ontology annotation, molecular function: protein binding. The record is from RefSeq and is a predicted model, not a curated record. Lineage: Eukaryota; Rhodophyta; Florideophyceae; Gigartinales; Gigartinaceae. The coding region runs from base 1 to 900 and encodes 299 amino acids. Gene Ontology annotation, cellular component: nucleus.
AUGCCUGCUGCAGCUCCCGCCCGGGUAGCCCGCCCACCUCACCGACGCCCGUCCGUUUGGCGUCGCCCGCGCGCUUGCCAUCGGCCGCCGGCGCGUCGGCCGCCGCUGCCGUAUCUAUACCGCUGCGCAAGUGCUACCGCCGCUCGCGACCCGACCGUCCACACCGCGCCCACCCCCGCUCCCUCCAAAAUUGGCCUCCCUUUCCAGCCUGCGGUCGCAACGGCGCGUCCUCUGCUCGCCCGUGCCGCUCGAAGCCGUCGCGCUCCCGGCCUCUGUGCAGGCGUCCAUCUCGAAGUGCCUCGUCGCCUCCAGGCUGACGCCGCGCCAUCUGCGCAAGUCCACCAACCCCAUGGACCGUCUGUUCGCGCACGAGCGCCGCGAGCUGCUACGCAGCGCCCUGGUCGUCGUCCGUCCGUCCGCCGACGACACAACGACAAUGUCGCCCUUGCCCACGCCAUCACGAGGGCCCCCGGAGCCUUGGCUCGAAGAUUAUGCAUCAUCGACGAGUCGCCCGACAUGACGCCCCUGCUGCGACCGCGCUUUCACAGACGCAACCCCAACUGCCUCGCCACCGUCGAAAUGGACUCGCCCAAGUUCAUCAUCCUGGACAUCCGCCAGCCAUCCUUGCCCGUCACCGUCAUCGACCACCAUUUGGAAACCUCGAAGAACUGCGUCAGCGCCAUCACCUGGGGUCCGCGCUCGGCCGUCAGCCUCGCGUCCGGGGGGGGGGACGGCUGCCUGGCACUUAUCUGGAACAUCUCCAGCCUCUCAAAGCGCGUCGAUGAUCCGGCCCUGUCGCAUUGCGCCGUUGCCUCCAUUAGCAACUUGCAAUGGGCACCUUCGUCCUCGGAAUGGAUCGCACUCACCGUUGAGGAUAGGCUUCAGGCCUUGCGUCUGUGA